This is a messenger RNA of Phyllostomus hastatus (greater spear-nosed bat), 2648 nucleotides long. RefSeq names its product IST1 factor associated with ESCRT-III (gene IST1). Gene Ontology annotation, biological process: protein transport. NCBI's taxonomy places the organism in Eukaryota, Metazoa, Chordata, Mammalia, Chiroptera, Phyllostomidae. The transcript is spliced from 11 exons. The record is from RefSeq and is a predicted model, not a curated record. The coding region runs from base 388 to 1479 and encodes 363 amino acids.
AGUAGUCCCCGACCGCGCAGGUUCCAAAGGGAGGAGGGAGAAGAAGAGGGAGAUCCUAGGCUCUCUGAGCGUGAGUCCCGGGAGAGGCAGACGCUCAGCCAAUCCCUGGAAAGGAGAGCGUGGUUAGCUCGGACUGCAGAUCCCUCCGCCCGCGUUUGCUGUGCAGAGGCCCAGGGAGCCGCCAUUUUGGAUGCUUAGCCUUGAUUCCGGAGUCUGUUUCUGCUGCUUUUACGCCUGGAUUUGGCCAGAGUCGUCUUCCUCUGAUGUACUUCCUGCAGGACUCACAUGUACACUGUGUCUGUGGGCCUGUUGCUUCCUGGCUUCCAGUUCCGUGGGUAGUUGGAAGGCACAGACAAGAGGAAAGAGGGCUGUGAGGAACAGCACAGCAUGCUGGGCUCUGGAUUUAAAGCUGAGCGUUUACGAGUCAAUUUGAGAUUAGUCAUAAACCGUCUUAAACUAUUGGAGAAAAAAAAAACGGAACUGGCCCAGAAAGCAAGGAAAGAGAUUGCUGACUAUCUGGCUGCUGGGAAAGAUGAGCGAGCUCGGAUCCGAGUGGAGCACAUUAUCCGGGAAGACUACCUCGUGGAGGCCAUGGAGAUCCUGGAGCUGUACUGUGACCUGCUGCUGGCCCGGUUUGGCCUCAUUCAGUCUAUGAAGGAGCUAGAUUCUGGUCUGGCUGAAUCUGUGUCUACGCUUAUCUGGGCUGCUCCUCGACUCCAGUCAGAAGUAGCUGAGUUGAAAAUAGUUGCUGAUCAGCUCUGUGCCAAAUAUAGCAAGGAAUAUGGCAAGUUAUGUAGGACCAACCAGAUUGGAACUGUGAAUGACAGGCUGAUGCACAAACUGAGUGUGGAAGCUCCACCUAAAAUCCUGGUGGAAAGAUACCUGAUUGAAAUCGCCAAGAACUACAAUGUGCCCUAUGAACCUGACUCCGUGGUCAUGGCAGAGGCUCCCCCUGGAGUAGAGUCAGAUCUUAUUGAUGUUGGAUUCACAGAUGAUGUGAAGAAAGGGGGCCCUGGAAGAGGAGGAGGAGGGGGCGGGUUCACAGCCCCAGUUGGUGGACCUGAUGGAACAGUGCCAAUGCCCAUGCCCAUGCCCAUGCCCUCUCCCAGUACUCCUUUCUCAUACCCUCUUCCAAAGGGACCAUCGGAUUUCAAUGGAUUGCCAAUGGGGGCUUUUCAGGCCUUUCCCAAUAUUCAUCCACCUCAGAUACCAGCAGUUCCCCCAUCGUAUGAAUCUGUUGAUGACAGUAAUGCUGAUAAGAAUGUCUCUUCUGCACAGAUUGUUGGUCCUGGACCUAAGCCAGAAGCCUCUGCAAAGCCCCCUUCCAGACCUGUGGAUACCUAUGACAACUUUGUACUACCCGAGUUGCCAUCUGUGCCAGAUACACUGCCAUCUGCUGGUGCCAACACCUCAGCAUCUGAGGACAUUGACUUUGAUGAUCUUUCCCGGAGAUUUGAAGAGUUGAAAAAGAAAACAUAGGCCUCUUAAACCAGGCAACGUCACAAAGUUAUGGGAGUUGAGACUGAGCACUUUCUCAUUGUAACAAAGAAUCUCCAUGAAAUUGUUUCAUCUCUUAAACCAUCACUGAGCACACUCUUCCUCUGGGCUCUCUUCCUGUUCUACCAAAUUGUGCUGCUUGCCAGUUCUUUAUUACUCCUAACAGACAACUGACUGGAGACACUAUGAGGCCAGACCAGCUGACUCCUGUAAGCGGUGCUUGUCUGUUUCCGGUCACUAUGAUCCCAGGUUCUCUCCUUGCUUGUCCCACAAAGCAUUGUGGGGAGAGCUGACCAAGAUGGCUGCUGGGCUGUGGGAGAGAGUACUUCACGAAGUGUCUCAGCCCUAAGAUGAGGCUCUAGAGUUAGAAACAAACCCAUCUGUACAGAGGCACUUGUGGUGAGUGAGAAUCAAAGCUGAGAGGAAUGGGAGAGAAAAGGACUCAGGAAGCUGCUACAGUGGUUUUUGGAACCUGGGUCUUGUCAUUGUCAUACACACUACUCCUUGCUGCAGGGCAGUGUUCCACCUGGAUCCAGUUGCAAAGCUGAAGGCCUGUCUCAGUUCUUCUGGAUUCACAGGGAGCCCUUGUGGCCUUUUUCUUUGAGUGCUUUUUUCUUUGAGUGCUGUGUUUCCCUUUUUCCAGAGGGCAGCACUGUGUAAAUUACUGUUUUCCCAUUGCACGUUCUGUUGGAUCGCAUUACUAAGGCAGGACAGGCCACGAAUUGGGCAGAAGUCACCAUUCAAGGCUAAGGUGGGCUUCCAGUUGCCUUAAUAGAAGUAUUCAAGUCUUUUGAAUAGUGAGCUGGAAGGCCUACAGGAGAAGAGGGGUUCCUGUUUUCAUUUGAAAACUUUAUGAUUUAAGAACCUUUAAAAACUGAUCUCAAAUUUUGGUGCCCAUGUGGCUAUAGUUGUUUCCUGCUAUCCUCGAUGAACAAGACUAUUAAACAAUACUAUUACGUUGUAACUAACAUGCUCCUUUGCUCCCUAGCAAAUGAAGGUCAUUUCCCACAGGGAUGGCUUUGGGAUUGGAAGAUAGGACUUUGGCUUCUAUGUAGUGUAUCUGUGUAUACCUGUUUCAAGUAGCUUUUCUUUAAUGUUUUUGAUUGGUUUGUAUCAUAGCUCAGUAGCUGAUAAUAAAGUUUAAAAUUCUG